Cadophora gregata is the source of this 1371-nucleotide messenger RNA. RefSeq lists its product as uncharacterized. The transcript is spliced from 5 exons. Gene Ontology annotation, cellular component: cytosol. Gene Ontology annotation, molecular function: purine nucleosidase activity. The coding region runs from base 1 to 1371 and encodes 456 amino acids. Gene Ontology annotation, biological process: purine nucleoside catabolic process. The record is from RefSeq and is a predicted model, not a curated record. Lineage: Eukaryota; Fungi; Ascomycota; Leotiomycetes; Helotiales; Ploettnerulaceae.
AUGGCGCCGCUUAACCGUAUCAUCAUUGAUACUGACCCUGGAGUCGAUGAUAUUUUGGCCAUUCUCUUGGCACUGGCAGCAAAGCCAGAAGAGCUUGAGAUUCUCUUGCUUUCUGUGACUUAUGGAAAUGUGGAAGUUCAGAGUUGCUUACGCAAUGUCGUUGCUCUAUUCCAUGUGAUCGAGAAGGAGAAGGAAUGGCGAAGAGCUCGAGGCCAACUGGAAGGAUUUGAAGCCAUGUCAAGUUCCAAGCCCAUUGUGGCAAUCGGACCUGAGCAUCCACUUGAGGAGACCAUCUUGAUGGCUGAUUAUUUCCAUGGGGUUGACGGACUGGCUGGAGUAUCAACAUCGCACCCCCAUCUUUCGCCAGCCGAUACAUGGAAGACUUUGUUUGAACCUCCCAAAGCUGGCGCCACAGCUGAAGAGACAGCAGCAGCAGCGGAGCUCGCAUCACCAUCGUCUUCAUUCCGGGCAUCUCAACUUCCGGCUCACAAGGAGAUCCUGCGACUUCUCAAGGAAAACCCAGCGGAUACCAUCACCAUCGUCGCUGUCGGGCCACUCACCAACCUAGCGCUGGCCGCUGCUGAGGACACUGAAACUUUCUUGAGGGUCAAGGAGGUAGUCGUGAUGGGAGGAGCUAUUGAUGUUUCGGGUAACAUCACUCCUGUAGCCGAGUUCAAUACUUACGCCGAUGCUGUGGCCACUGCUCGUGUCUUUGCGCUGACAUCGCCAACCCCUGCUUCGACGAUGCCUCCUGCGCCAAAGGACAUGGAACCACUACCUCCGUAUCCUAGCAAGCUGUCAAAACUUCUGAAGCUGACGUUGUUCCCGCUUGAUGUCACGACACCUCAUGCGCUCCGCCGCUCGCUUGUCAUCAACAAGCUACAGCCCUUGAUCCAAGCCGGUAGUCCCCUGGCCGAGUGGACAUCUGCUUUCGUACUUAAGACGCUCGAGAAGAUCGAGUCUCUUACUAGAAAGCAAGCUGAUCCUGGUCUCGAGCUACACGACCCGUUGUGUAUUUGGUACAUGCUCACCCGCUCAGCACCAUCUUGGAUGUCGGCACCAAAGGCCCCAGAGGACAUCCGAGUGGAAGUGUCUGGACAGUGGACCCGAGGCAUGCAUGUAAUCGAUCGUCGGAACAGAAAGAAAGCCGGUGCUCCAGAGCAGCAGAUCAUGAGCCCCGGUGCGGUUGAUAUCAUCAACCCCAUGGAGCAACUAACCGUUGCCCACCCCGAGGCAGAUGUAGAAGAGGAUGCUCCAGGCGACAGCCAUAGCUGGCUACACGUCAACAAGGGGAACAGGAUCAAUAGGAUUGUGUCUUCUCCAGGAGAAGACGCCUUUGGUCCAUAUCUGUUUGAGCGUAUCUUCGGUUAA